AUGAGUGCUUCUCCUUGUAAUUGGCACGGAGUCCAUUGUACUGGGGGUCGGGUCACGGCGCUCCGAUUACCUGGAGCUGGUUUAUUCGGUUCUUUACCAACCGGAGGAAUUGGUAAUCUGACCGAGCUCCAAACUCUGUCUCUCCGAUUCAAUUCUCUUUCUGGUCCAAUUCCAUCGGAUUUCGCAAACCUAGUGCUUCUCCGUUACUUGUAUGUUCAAGGUAAUGCACUUUCCGGUGAGAUUCCGUCGUUUCUCUUCACGCUUCCGAACAUAAUCCGAAUCAAUUUAGGGGAGAAUAAGUUAUCAGGUCGGAUCCCGGAUAAUGUCAAUUCCGCGACCCGGUUGCUUACACUGUACUUAGAGAGGAAUCAACUCACCGGUCCAAUCCCUGAGAUCACAAUUCCUCUUAAGCAAUUCAAUGUUUCUUCGAAUCAAUUAAACGGGUCGAUUCCGAAGUCGUUGUCGGAGUUUCCUCGGACUGCUUUUGAGGGGAACUCUCUUCUUUGUGGGAAUCCUCUAAAUCCUUGUGAAGGUGACGCCGAAAGCCCCAAUUCGCCGCCGCCUCCGGGGAAGAAGAAAGAUGAUGACAAGUUAUCCGCCGGAGCUAUUGCCGGAAUUGUAAUUGGAUGCGUUGUCGGUUUAUUGCUGCUUCUUUUGAUUCUGUUUUGUCUCUGUAGAAAGAGAAAGAAAGAAGAGAAUGGUCCACCGAGAAACGUCGAAGCUCCUGUCGUUGCUCCGAGAGCAACCACCGCUGCUGCUAUACCCAAGGAAACGGCGGCGGCUGUUGUUCCUCCGGCUUCGGAGAGUGGUGUGGUGAGUAAAGACUUGAUCUUUUUCGUGAAAUCUUAUGGGGAAUUCGAUUUAGAUGGAUUGUUGAAGGCUUCAGCUGAAGUUCUUGGGAAAGGAACUGUUGGUUCUUCGUAUAAGGCGAGCUUUGAUCAUGGAUUAGUGGUGGCUGUGAAAAGAUUGAGGGACGUUGUGGUGCCUGAGAAAGAGUUCAGAGAGAGAUUGCAAGUUUUGGGAUCAAUGAAUCACGCCAAUCUCGUGACUCUGAUCGCUUACUAUUUCAGCCGCGACGAGAAGCUUCUUGUCUUUGAGUACAUGUCUAGAGGAAGCUUGUCUGCGUUAUUGCACGGGAACAAAGGAAGUGGGAGGACUCCGUUGAACUGGGAAACCAGAGCCGGUAUAGCCUUAGGAGCUGCAAGAGCGAUUAGUUACAUACACUCGCGCGAUUCGACAACUUCUCAUGGAAACAUUAAGUCCUCAAACAUACUCUUGUCUGAAUCCUAUGAAGCUAAGGUCUCUGAUUACGGUCUAGCGCCUAUCAUUAGUUCCACAUCUGCACCUAACCGUAUAGAUGGCUACCGUGCCCCUGAAGUAACCGAUGCUCGCAAAAUCUCCCAAAAAGCUGAUGUUUACAGCUUUGGUGUCCUAAUCCUUGAAUUACUCACAGGGAAAUCUCCAACACAUCAGCAAUUGAAUGAAGAAGGUGUAGAUUUACCAAGAUGGGUACAAUCGGUUACCGAACAACAAACACCGUCUGAUGUGUUUGAUCCCGAGCUCACAAGGUACCAAUCCGAGGGCAAUGAGAACAUGAUCCGUCUCUUGAAGAUCGGUAUGAGUUGUACGGCGCAAUACCCUGAUAAGCGUCCUUCGAUGGCCGAAGUCACCAGACUCAUUGAGGAAGUUUCUCGUUCAUCAAGCUCCUCGAAUCCGGUAUCUGACUGA
Arabis nemorensis is the source of this 1728-nucleotide messenger RNA. Lineage: Eukaryota; Viridiplantae; Streptophyta; Magnoliopsida; Brassicales; Brassicaceae. The record is from the annotation of a GenBank genome assembly.